Messenger RNA from Pungitius pungitius (ninespine stickleback), 2409 nucleotides. Its product is annotated as zf-DHHC domain-containing protein. The record is from RefSeq and is a predicted model, not a curated record. NCBI's taxonomy places the organism in Eukaryota, Metazoa, Chordata, Actinopteri, Perciformes, Gasterosteidae. Gene Ontology annotation, molecular function: palmitoyltransferase activity.
UAUAGAUUUUUUAAUUAAGUCAACUGGCCCUUUGAGAGCUUCAUUUAUUUCCCACGGCCCCGGAACGCGGCAUUGGACGCGGAUUUUUGACGUGACGUAACACGGAAGCGGGAUUGGACCCAGUGGGCGGAGCCCGGCGGAAGAUGGCGUUCGUUCGCUGUAGGCGAGACCCCUGCGGCGUUAUCUGUCUGCUUUUAACCUAUUUCAGCGUGUUUUACGCGGACUACGUGGUCGUUCAGUAUGUCCUCAUCCCCGCCUACUCGGACAGCGUGUGGUGCUCCCUGCACGGGUCCGUGUUCAACCUGAUCCUGCUGCUGCUGCUGGCCUGCCACGCCAAGGCCGUCUUCUCCGACCCCGGCAUGGUGCCCCUCCCUGAGACCGCCAUGGACUUCUCAGACCUGCGCUCCCAGUCGACGCGCAUCAACGAGCGGGGCUGCGAAGGCUGGACGGUGUGCAGCCGCUGUGAGACCUACCGGCCUCCCAGAGCGCACCACUGCCGCGUCUGCCAGAGGUGUGUGCGCCGCAUGGACCACCACUGCCCCUGGAUCAAUAACUGCGUCGGGGAGCUCAACCAGAAGUAUUUCAUCCAGUUCCUCUUCUACACCGGUGUGGCCAGCCUGUACUCGCUGGUGCUGGUGGUGUCUUCCUGGGUUUGGCGGAUAAGGAACGAGAGGGAGGCGACGCCGGAGGGGGGGGGGGAGGAGUCGCCCAGCAAGCACCUGAUCGUCGCCCACUACAUCAUCCUGCGUGAGUCGGUGCUGUUCGGCGUGUUCGUCGUGGUCAUCUUCUACGAUCAGCUGGUCUCCAUCGUCACGGACGAGACCCCCAUCGAGCAGAUGAAGAACAGGCUGAUGAAGAAGGACAGAGGCUCUUCAUCCUCGUCACCCUCCUCCCCUCCGCUGCCUCACCAACCCCCCCACACCCGCAAGCCCAAGCUGGCCCUGCUCAGGGAGGUUUUUGGAAGAGGUUCGGUCUUUCUCUGGCUCCUCCCCCUCCACUCCAGCCCCCCCGCCGGCGGCAUCAUUUACUCGGCCCUCCCCGACUACGACGUCUGACCUUUGACCGUGAGGGCAACGCAGCGCGAGGAAAAUGGUUUUCGUGUGAGCGUGAGAGGACAGUGUGUGUGUGUGUGUGUGUGUGUGUGUGUGUGUGUGUGUGUAAAUACUAAACUUGGAGGAGAACUCAAGGCGUUGAAUUGCACUACUAUGUCCCUCCGUCCUCCCUUUGUUGCGACCGAAGGACCAAAAUAACAAAGAACCAAAAGUCACAUUCAUCUCGGCCACAUGUUUUAACGAAGCAUCUUUUGAGGGGACUCGUGAGUUAUUUACAGUAAAGAGUGGAACCAGUUGCUUCUGAGGAGCCUUUCACGGUUCCCUCUUCACCCAAAGGACUGUCAGGAGACCAGAUGGUUCCAGAUCAGAGUGUUUAUGGAAUGUUAUGGAAGCAUUUUUACAGAUAUUUAUUUACUUAAAGAUCACACAGAGUGCACUUCUCCGUAUUCUGCUCAUUUCCAUAGCGAUAGAGAGGGGGGGGGGGGGGGGGUAGUGAGGAGACCAAAAAGGAUUGGAGGUUUAAAGGCUGAUUCUCGCCUCCACGCAUUUCUAUAUUUUUACAUUUCAUCUUCACGUGAGAAGCAUCUCUCACUGGCAGAAAACUAGAGGAAGCAGAAGUUUGAAUGUUACAUCAUCAUCUGGAAGGUCGAUUAUGAGCCCCCCCGCCCCCCCCCCCCCCCAGAUGCCUUAUUUCAGAGGGCUUUUAUAGUGUUUCUCUCAUUCAGGUCUCAGCUGGUUGGAAGGUUCAUUUUUCACAAAUAUUGAUGAUGUGCAGAUUUCAUGAAGGGAACGUUGCUGCUUUUUAUAUUUGUGUCCUUUGUAAAAUAAGACGACUUGAAAUUAAAGGUCAGAAUGAAGUGGGGGGGGGGGGGACCAGCUGUUCUGUAAAAUAUGAACAGGUUCCAACACUGUAAAUGUUUAGCUUGUUUGAAAUGCAGUUGAUCUGUUAUUUCCUUUGUUUCUUGUAUUGUGGCUCAACAGGGAGCGCUUGUUUUGUUCCUCUGCCAUUUAAAAAAUAGAAUGCACCAACCAGCGCCCCCCCAUUGGGGGAAGGAAUGUACAAACAAAGAGGGCAACAUUUAACGUCAUGUUGUGGAGGCCCUGUUUACUUUAUUUCACUUUAUUCUUAAAGCGUUGGGUCACAUGGGUCUCCAGUGCAGUUUAAGUGUUUUUAACCAUGAAGGUGGAUAAAGAGUCUUUUUCUUGCCCUUCAAAAUAAAAACAGUUUAAUGUGGUUUUAUUGAUGAAUAAUUUUACCACUGACGCAUGUUUUAUUUAUUACGUGUCAUGUGACCUGUGUGUUGUUCCUGAUGACCUGCUCUCCUUCGACUGGAAGUAAAACGUCUUUUAAACUUCA